UUAGCAAACUGCUAACUUUAGCUGAACUAAAAAACCGCCCUGUCGUUAAUAUGUGGCUGUUUACAUGAUUUAUGUCGGACGCAACGGUUACAAACUUAAGGUCGAAUAUGUUCAGAGCACUGGUGACAGGUCUCUCCAGCUUCUCUCUAGCCAUUUUCCCUUCAGCUGGAGCUGUUGUGUCCAAACUGAGCAAAACUUCCCUCAUCUGUACAAGUUUGGAAGCACUGACAACAUGGCAACCCUGAAAGACUUUGAUGAAACCCAGGAAGAUGAGGGUGUCAGCCCUGCAGGAGCGAGGGUCCUUAGCCUGAAGUAUGGCAGUGAUGAUAGCUGUUCUGCUAUGUCUGGCUCUGAAGGAUUCCACAGAGGAUCCCCUAGCUCCAGGGACAAUACUUCUGACCAUAUCCAGGCAUCAGCCUUUGAGGCUAUACUUUAUGAGAUCCAAGAGCUCCAGGAAAUCAACAACCAACUUGAGGAAUGCUUUGAAAACUUAAAAUCCUACCACCAGCAAAACUGCACAGUGAUUUUGGAGGCCCUACAAUUGGAGCAAUACAGGAGGCGCUGAAGGCAUGUCAGACACGUCUCUUCAAGAUGGAGCAGCAGCAGCAGCAUGUGAUGCAGCUUGAAGGGUUUGAGAACGCACCAGCAGGAAGUCUUCUUGGACAACUUAUCAAUGUGCUGCUGGCUGUUAUGGCAGUCAUUCUAGUAUUUGUGUCCACAGUGGCUAACUGUGUCGUCCCCUUGUUGAGAACAUACAUCCGCACAGUUUCUACACUGCUUUUUGUACUCCUCUUUUCCUUCCUCUGGGGGCACAGGGAUGCCAUUUCAGAGUAUCCAGUUUACUUUUUCUGCACUCAACAUCCUGAAAAGGGAGACAAUCAAUAAAACUGUCUCAAUGCAAGCAUCACUUUGACAUCUCUUCAGGAGUCUAGUACAGAGGACAGUACCUGAGCAUUAAGGUCUCAUAUUUCACAUUACUUCUGAGUACAAAUCACCUGACAGAAGUCUAAACUGACAUAUAAGUUACCUCUAAAAAACUUUAAAUGUUCAGUAUUUGAUCACAGGUCAACUUCUACAUUCUAUAGACUGGGUUGCUGCCACGUGGUUUCAAAGCCAAACAAUAUUAAAGGAAUAGUUCACCUGCAAAAUGACCAUUUGUGUAUCAAUUUUUCAUGAAU
Molecule: messenger RNA, 1178 nt
Organism: Epinephelus moara (kelp grouper)
Lineage: Eukaryota; Metazoa; Chordata; Actinopteri; Perciformes; Serranidae
Product: transmembrane and coiled-coil domains protein 1-like
Exons: 3
Coding region: 65-565 (166 amino acids)
Cellular component (GO): endomembrane system
Source: RefSeq, a predicted model, not a curated record